Messenger RNA from Alnus glutinosa, 951 nucleotides. Its product is annotated as putative disease resistance protein RGA4. The transcript is spliced from 2 exons. NCBI's taxonomy places the organism in Eukaryota, Viridiplantae, Streptophyta, Magnoliopsida, Fagales, Betulaceae. Gene Ontology annotation, molecular function: ADP binding. Gene Ontology annotation, biological process: defense response to other organism. The record is from RefSeq and is a predicted model, not a curated record. The coding region runs from base 1 to 951 and encodes 316 amino acids.
AUGGGUGGUGGAAGAGGUAGUAGAAUAUUAGUGACUACUCGUAAAGAAAGCGUUGCAAUGACCAUCCGCCAUGAAAGCGUUGUAAGGAUUAUCGGGACAGUUCAAUCAUAUUUCUUAAGGGGUUUAGAUAGAGAAGCGUCAUGGUCUUUAUUUAAGCAGCUGGCAUUUGAGAACAGACAAGAGCCGAAGAAUUCAAGCAUUGUAGCAAUUGGGAUGGAGAUCUUAGAGAAAUGUUCAGGUGUCCCUUUAGCCAUAAGGACAAUUGAAAGAUUACUAAGCUCCAAAAAUCCUAAAACAGAGUGGUCGUCUUUUAAGAACAAUGAACUCUCAAAAAUAUCUCAGAAUGAAAAUGACAUCUUACCAACUCUGAAGCUGAGUUAUGAUCAUCUUCCUUCUCAUUUGAAGCACUGCUUUGCUUAUUGUAGCUUAUUUCCAAAGGAUUACACAAUUAGCAAAUCAAUACUGAUUAAGCUUUGGAUUGCACAAGGGUUUAUCAAGUUAUCGGAUCAAAAUAGAUGCUUGGAAGAUGUUGGCCAUGAGUAUUUUAUGGAUUUACUAUGGAGAUCAUUCUUUCAAGAAACUAAAAUGGAUUAUAUUGGUGACAUAACUGAAUGCAAAAUACACGACCUCAUGCAUGAUCUUGCCAUAUUAGUGGCAGGAUCGUUGAUCACCACGUUAGAUGAUAAGGAGACAUCCAUUGAUGAGAAAACUAGUCAAGUAUCAGUUGCUUAUCAUAUAAGUAGUAGUUCAUCUCAAGUUUCAACUUUAUUGUGUAAAGCAACUAGGAUGCGAACAUUUCUUUGCCUUAGCAACAAGAACUUUGAGGCUAAUAUUGAUUGUGAUGCAACCUUUUCAAGUUCCAAGUUUUUACGCGUGUUGGAUUUGAAUAAGAGAUAUGACACUAAAACUCUCCCGUUGUGUGUUACUAGAAGAAUUGCCGAGAGACAUUAA